UCGUCAGCUGCUCGCACGUGUGGAGCUGGCUGUAAAAAACGAUAUUGUAGACGUUGCGGAGGUAAUUAUUCCAACAAUGUCCUCAGUUGAGUCUUUGAGAGAGUUUGUCACCGAGCGACUCACUGCCGCUGCUCAAGAAAUAUUCGGAGUCUUUGAAAAAACUAUCUUCCAGUACGAGGAAGAGGUCGACCGUCAGCGCAGACUGCUGGAUGUCGUUUGGAAACCUGCAAUAAAGCUACACAGGAUAGAGCUCCCAAAGCAACAUGUCUGUGAGGAGGAGGAGGUUCUCUCUGACCAGCAGCUCUGUGUUCAGGAGAGGAACUCCAGUCUGGACCAAGAGGACCCAGAGCCUCCACAGGUUAAAGAGGAACAGGAGGAACCCUGCACCAGUCAGGAGGGAGAGCAGCUUGAACUGAAGCAGGAGACUGAGACCUUUAUGUUGACUCCUAGUUAUGAGGAAAGUGACCACAGUAAAGAUCAGACUCUGAACAUGAGUAGCGAUGAAAAUCAGAGUAUGGUGGAAGAAACACCUCUAGGCUACACUUCAGUUGAAAGGUCUGUAGUACCGGAACCAAACGAGGACCACCAGCUCCUCUCACACAACUCUCAUGCAGAUAAAAGCCAAGAUCAGAAAGGAGGGAAUCGUAGAUGCUCUGAAUCCACUAAUGAACUUAAGAAAAUACAUCACAAAAGCAACAGUCAGGGUCACAAUGUGUACAACCCGAUUAUUUCACCAAUCCACUGUAUUACAAGCACUGGUAAAGAGUUUUUGCAAUGUGACACAUGUGGAAAACAUUUUAAGUAUAAAUCAACACUUGAGAGACACCUGAGAAUCCAUACAGGUGAGAAGCCAUAUUCAUGUGACACGUGUGGAAAAAGAUUUAGUAGGUCAUCAACAUUGAACAGUCAUAUGAGAGUACACACAGGUGAGAAACCAUAUCCCUGUAUCACCUGUGGGAAGAUAUUCAGUCAAAUUUCAACAUUGAACGCUCAUGCAAAAAUACACUCAGGUGAGAAACCGUAUUCUUGCAACAGCUGUGGGAAAAUAUUCAGUCGGACAUCACUAUUGAGAUCUCAUUUAAGAAUCCAUACAGGUGAGAAACCGUAUUCUUGCAAAACCUGCGGGAAAAAAUUUAAUCGGAAAUCAAUAUUGAUCACUCACAUGAGAAUCCAUACAGGUGAGAAACCGUAUUCUUGCAACACAUGUGGGAAAAAAUUCAGUUGGGAAAAACUAUUGAAGGCCCAUUCAAGGGUCCAUACAGGUGAGAAGCCAUAUUCUUGCAAAACAUGUGGGAAAACAUUUAGUUGGACAUCACAAUUGAAGACUCACAAAAGAGUCCAUACAGGUGAGAAGUCAUUAAAGCAAAAUAUGUAGGAAAAUAUUCUUAGUCAUUUUAGAAUUGGAAAGGUAUAAAACAAAAACCUCCUAGUUAAACCCACACAAGCAAAGAACCACAUGAAUGCAGUACUUGUGGGAAAAAUGUUAUCUUAAAUGUCAGACCUGACAAAACUAUCCAUAAACAGGACAACCCAUCAAACCCUCUGGAGUUUUCUUUCAGUAAAUAGGAAUACACUUUUGUAAUGGCAUCAUCUUUAUGGUUGAAUGUUAAAAGUUUCCCAUAAAGAAGAGGCCACAAUAUUUUAUUUAAAUUAAGUAGUACAUCUUCAACAACGCCAUCAAGUUUUGUUUAAUUAAUUCGUUUAUUUUUCCUUCGCAGUAUAGUGAAACUCAUAUUGCUGUUAGCAACACUAAAGCAUUUUGUGAAUGGUUCAAUUUGAUAUAAGGUGACGUUUGUAGAUAAAUUAAAAAUGAAUACAAAUGUUAUCAUAUAAGUUCACAUGAUAAUAUUUAUCUGCUCGAUAUUUUUUAAAUUCCUGUCAGUCACACUUGGCAUUAAAAUAAUAUUAGGACCUUGUAGAUAUUCCUGAAUCCAACAGUCUGAAUCAAGAAAUACACACAACAUUGUAUUGCUUCCUCCGAAGUAUGGGGAUUGUAUUAUGUAUGAUGUGGUAUAUACACUGUAAAGCUGUGUGAAUUUCCUGUUCGUCUUGAGUUUUUGGUAGGGCUGUGUCUAUGCAUGCUGUACCAAGACUUUCU
Molecule: messenger RNA, 2098 nt
Organism: Anoplopoma fimbria (sablefish)
Lineage: Eukaryota; Metazoa; Chordata; Actinopteri; Perciformes; Anoplopomatidae
Product: zinc finger protein 93-like
Exons: 2
Coding region: 77-1375 (432 amino acids)
Biological process (GO): regulation of transcription by RNA polymerase II
Cellular component (GO): nucleus
Molecular function (GO): DNA-binding transcription factor activity, RNA polymerase II-specific; RNA polymerase II cis-regulatory region sequence-specific DNA binding
Source: RefSeq, a predicted model, not a curated record